Molecule: messenger RNA, 1765 nt
Organism: Micropterus dolomieu (smallmouth bass)
Lineage: Eukaryota; Metazoa; Chordata; Actinopteri; Centrarchiformes; Centrarchidae
Product: G-protein coupled receptor 55
Exons: 3
Coding region: 46-1164 (372 amino acids)
Biological process (GO): positive regulation of Rho protein signal transduction; phospholipase C-activating G protein-coupled receptor signaling pathway
Cellular component (GO): membrane
Molecular function (GO): G protein-coupled receptor activity
Source: RefSeq, a predicted model, not a curated record
UGUAUGUUUAAGACAUGUAAGAGUGAAGACCUGCUGGUCGCGUAAAUGUCUGCUUUGAUUUUAAACGGCUAUAAUGCACAUCUGAACACAUGCAUGAUGUGUGGCAUGAUUCAGGAAGUGGUGGCGCAACAACAAAGACAGACAAAGCAGAAGUGUCUGGCACAGUCAGACAGACACACUGAACGUUCCACUGAGAGACUGGCAUCCGUGAGCAACGGCGGCGACAACAUGACAACCAACUGUUCAUUUGAUGGGGUGGACAACCUGAUGAGAUAUUUUGAGCUGGCCAUCUACAUCCCCAUAUUCCCCUUUGGUCUGGUCCUCAAUGUUGUAGCGCUGUUUGUGUUCUGCAUCUUUCUGCGUAAAUGGACGGAGUCAACAAUCUAUAUGACCAGCUUGGCUCUUAUGGACCUGCUCCUCCUCUUCCCUCUUCCCUUCAAAAUGCACGCCACCAAUCACUUCUGGCCCGCCUACCUCCAACCCCUCUGUUCAGUCUUGGAAAGCCUGUAUUUUUUUGGGAUAUAUGGCAGCAUCUACACCAUCAUGUGCAUAGCUGUGGACCGAUGGGUGGCCAUCUGUCACCCCUUCAAAGCCAAGGUACUGCGUUCACCCAAAGUGGCUCUGUGGACCUGCUUUGGGGUCUGGGUGCUGGUGCUGGCAGUGAUCACUCAAACCAUCUAUCGCUUCAGGGAGGCCGAGCAGACGGAAUUCCACUGCUUCCACAAAUUUUCAAAGAAUGGCUGGAAGCCUGAAGUGAUCAUCUGUCUGCAGGUGUUUGGGUUCCUGGUGCCUGCACUGGUGGUGGUAUAUUGUUCUGUCCAGACCAUCUGGGCGCUUCAGCAGUCUGGCCAGCACAGCCCCCAGAGCCGUGCCUGUGUGAAGAUCAUCUACAGCAGCCUGAGUGCUUUCCUUGUGCCUUUCACCCCCAGCCACCUGGGCAUCCUCCUGCAGUUCCUGGUGCACCAAGAAGUGAUUCAGGACUGCAGCAACCAGACAGGGAUCAGCCUGUUCAUACAGAUAGCCAUGUGCCUGUCCAACAUCACCUGCUGUCUGGACGCCCUGUGCUACUACUUCAUCGCUCAUGAGGUGAGGAGCACCAGAAACACAUUCAGGCUGUCCAUAAUUAGCCAAAGAAGACCCACCUUCAGCACUUCAGAGGUCUGAACACAGCACAAAUACAAUUCAAGUUAAUAUAUAAUUUCAGAGGGCUAGUGAAAACAAGAGCUGGCUUCUUGAGCUUAAGCAGGGCAGUGAAACUGAGAAGUUGCCAGUAUAGUUUCCAGUAGCUAGCCAAUGUGGCAUGCACUAAGAGUAGGAGGGGGAACUCAAACAGGUUAGAGUGCAAUCUCAGUUAACCACAGUGCUGAGAGUAAAGCUAAAAUGUAGUUUAGGAAGAAGAUCUGACGAGCAAUGAUGCGUGAUUUGGUCUGGUGACAGGAAGCCGGUUGGCACCUCUGUAGCCUCAAGAGCAAAAAAGAAGGUUGCAACAAGGAAAACUACUGACAAGCCACAAUGUGACAUAUUUCUGAAAUGAUUUAAGGAAGACCUUGUGAAAUGUUUCGAAGCACUCUUGGGUCAUCCAGUCCUACACACUGACAACGAGUGAAAAACUGAUGUGCGGUACAAUUAAUUUUAAAAUGGUAAAACUGUAAACCAGGCACCAGUGGUUCAUUGCAGAGCUUUGUAGUUUACUUUGUAAAAGUCAAGUGAAAGAUACGUAAAAGGCGCUCUUACUUUUCUGAUAUGCUCCUCAAUAAAGACAAGA